This is a messenger RNA of Bactrocera latifrons, 4261 nucleotides long. RefSeq lists its product as uncharacterized. Gene Ontology annotation, cellular component: early endosome membrane; lysosome; late endosome membrane. Lineage: Eukaryota; Metazoa; Arthropoda; Insecta; Diptera; Tephritidae. Bases 285 to 2333 code for a protein of 682 amino acids. The transcript has 6 exons. The record is from RefSeq and is a predicted model, not a curated record. Gene Ontology annotation, molecular function: ubiquitin protein ligase activity; zinc ion binding; MHC protein binding. Gene Ontology annotation, biological process: antigen processing and presentation of peptide antigen via MHC class II; protein polyubiquitination; immune response.
AAGAUUUAAUAUAUUGCUGAUGUGAUUGCUGUGAAAAUAACUUCCAAAAGUGAUAUUUCAUCUUAAAGUAUAUCUAAUUUUAACAUCAAGAAAAUAUAUUUACACAGAGAAAAAACAACUAUACGCAAUACUAAAAAACUAACGAAGUUACUUAUAUGUUUACAUAUGUAGCGUAAUACGCGAUCUUUACGUAUUAUAAGUACGAAAUACUGUAAAUCGAUCAUUAAAAAGGGUAAUUUUAUGAGAAACCUCUUAAGUGAGCUGUACUAAUUCAAAUAGCAAAUAUGCAUUGCGACAAUACGAAAACAUCGUCAGAAAUCGAACAUGUGGAUUGGAGUACUGGCACCGGCUCUGGUCACCACUACGCUAACGUCAGAUUUGGAUCGGGCAGCAGUCAGGCCUCUCAGAGUAGCGGCGAUAUCUGUCGCAUUUGCCAUUGUGAGAGCGAUCCACAAAAUCCGUUAUUGACGCCCUGCUAUUGUGCGGGUAGCUUAAAAUACGUCCAUCAAGCGUGUCUCCAGCAAUGGCUGACGGCAUCCGAAACGAACGCAUGCGAACUAUGCAAAUUUCCAUUUAUAAUGCACACAAAAAUCAAACCAUUCAAUGAGUGGCGCAGCCUUGACAUUUCUGGAAUUGAGCGAAGACGUCUCUGCUGUUCGGUAUUAUUUCAUUGCGCCGCCGCUUUAUGCGUUAUUUGGUCGCUUUGUGUGUUAAUCGAGCGUGCGGCUGAUGAUGUGAAGCGUGGACUGAUUGAUUGGCCCUUCUGGACGAAACURGCCGUGGUAACAGUGGGACUCACGGGCGGCGUGGUCUUCAUGUAUAUUCAAUGCAAAGCUUAUUUGCAUCUAUGCCAUCGUUGGAAGGCCAGAAACAGAAUACUGCUCAUACAAAAUGCACCAGAAAAAGUGCAUGCUAUGUCGCCACCAUCACCCGCUGUCCAACAUCGCACUCAUCACGAGGGCUCCUGUGAGCCACAUCCAUCUAGCAUUWAUGCGCCCACCGCCACCGGUGAUGGUCCAAAUGUUGAAAUCGUAGCCAAUGGCGCUUCCGCCUCGAAUGGUUACAACUAUGCCGCCACUGCUGGUGGUAACGGUAGCAUUUCUGGCAGCCUGGAUAUAGAAGGUGCCGCGACCUUACAUCAGCAUCCAUUGCAUCAUUAUCAUCUUCCAGCCGAACAGCGUCGUUUGCAACAGAGCGGUGAUACGGAUUCGGAUGUUUUGCCUACCACACAUCACCACAGUCAUUUGCCGCCUCAACAACAGGUGGGACAGGUGGCCGUAGCGGCAAAUAUUGAAUGUGCACAGCUGCAAAGUAAUUACGAACGUGAUUGGGCAUUGGACGAUGUGGUUUCGCAGAUAUCAUCCUUCCGUCCGUGUCCACAAGGUUCGGGUAGUAUGACACCAUUUCACGAUUCAAUACACAAUGUACUCGAGCAUUCUGAGAAUUCGAGUCGCGGUUCGGUAAAUGACGUUUGCGGUGGUUCACGUCAAGAUCUCAGCACUGGUGGCAUUUCUACGGAUACGGGACGUGAGCAUGCGCUACAAUUGAGUAGUUUUAGUGGUAGUGGCGAUCAAAAGGCACCCUCAAUCAGUUCAGGCGUGUCCAAUGCGGUGGCCAACGGUUUGGGCGGUUUCGCUUACAAGCCGCACAGCAAACGUUAUUCCAAUUCAUCGAUAUUCGUAGAGAAUCGCGACAUCCUCAACGACUCGAUGGGUUUAAGCAUGGAAUCAUCGGUUGAUUACCCCACCACGGAGAGUUAUCGACACGCAAACACAUUGACGCCGCCCAGUGCAGCGGAUGUAGAAGCUGAAAGUGAACAGCUGGAUAAAUUUCUAACGAAAGACUUACGUCGCUACUCGGACACAAAACUGGUAAUCGGACCGGACAGCGAACCGAUGCUGGGCGCCGAAGUAAACGACGUCUUACUGCCAUCAGCAGUGCCCAUAGAACCCAUAUACUCGAUGCGGAGCACAUUACCGGCAGGUGGCAAUAAACGUAUACGGCAACUACUAAAACAAAAUUCGGCUACUGCGGCUGACACAAUACUGGAUAUGGAGCUGCCCACGUCACCGCUGUCACCACCAGCCGCCUAUGCGGUAAAUGUAACAAUGCCAACGACGCGGCAGACACAGGCCGCUCUACGCCGGUCCCUACACACGGUGGAUGAGGUGGGCGUGGGCGCARAUGUGCAAGACUUGCUGAGAAGCAGAGCCAUACCCAGCACGGCUGCAACGACGAGUAUGGGCACGUCCAGACGACAAUCCACGUCGACGCCAAUGUUUAAAUCGUUGCCAAAUUUGAGUGGCAGUUGCGAAAAUCUGCUCAGAAAAUGAGCGAACAACACAGCAAUUCUGCCCGACUUCAUCGAGUCCAAUACUUAAAUGAAGUGUAUGCAUCUAUCUACCUACCUAUAUGAAAAUAUGGAACUAAAUGUACUGAGUUGACGCUCUCUAAGUUGUUGUGUACGCAUAUAACUGUAUUUUAUUUUUAUUGACUUUAGUUUUUGUGCGUGCAACAAAUAAGGUUAACUUGCGUCCAAAUAUUUUUUCACGCUUAAUGUCUUUUUGUUUUUCGUUGUUUUUUUUUUUAUUUUUCGCUUUUUUUUUUUUAAGUGGACCUACACUUUACUUGAAUGAGACUUUUUGAAUAUUCGCUUGUGUCGGCUGAACUAAGGCUUAAUUAACACAGCGUUUAGACUGUUCGUUAUAAAUAUGUAAGCUGCAGUUAGGAAAGAAAUAAAGAAAAAUAUGAAAUGUGAAUUUUGAAAUUUGAAAUUUGUUAAGCGGCUAUAAGUUUUGUACUUUUAUGCGAAAGCAGGACAAAUCCGAUAUUUGGAAAAAUUAUAUAAUAUAUUUUUUUUUUAAUAGAUUAUGGAAAAUGUUCAUAGUGUCUAGACAUUUCAUGGAAAUAAACUUUUUCCUAAUUUUUGAUUGUUUUGGUAUAUUGUUGUUGCUGUAUCGACAGAAAAUAUCACUGCAAUAAUUUUGAAGCAUGCUGCCGAGCUAACCGUCUUUGAUCGGUUAAAAAUUCGGUUGUGUACCAGUUACGUAAACCCGACUGUCGUGGGAACGGUUUGUUUAGUUGACUAGUUGAAUGAAAAUUCAUACUUUUUCUGCCGUUAUAACAUACAUAUUAUGAGUAGUUGUGCAGCUCAUCGUUGUAAUUUAUUUUGCUUGAUUCCAUAUAUGUAAGCUCAAUUUAUAUUUCAAUUUUUUUAAAAUUUUACAAAAAAAAUCUUAAGAAUAUUCUCAUAUUUUUGCUCUCACGCUGUAUAUAGGAAAAAUAAAUAAAAAUUUCAGCAAUUUUACUACAAAAAUCUAUAUUUAGAGAAUCUUCUUGCUAAAAAGUGAUUAAAAAUAUUUAAUUUAGGUAUGAAAUAUCAACUCAAGUGUAGUCAAAGGAAGUCAUGACAAAGUCACAUUGUCAAAAUUCCGCAGUUUUAAGGUGAAAUUAUUCGAGAAAACUUGAAAAAGUGUGCCAAAUCUUUAGUAAAAUCUAAGUAGUGAAAACGAUUUCUUACAAUUCUUUYUUACAGAAAUUCCUAUUCAUUAGUGAAUCAUAGUUUAUAACAAAUUACAAAGUAUUCAUUUCAAUCAGAAAUCGUAACAAAUAUUGGAUUUGUCCUGUUGCUCUGUACAAUUUCAUCACUCAAAAAGCGUAAUUUAUAACACAAACCCACAUACAAUUGCGUGCAAUGCAAAAGAAACAUCAUUACAGCACUGAAAAUAACUUUUUCUAAAAGCAUUUMCUUUCGAAAUCUCUAAUUUUCACUUUGAAAACAUAUUUAAAUUGAAUGAAGGAAKUUUUGAGAUUUUGAAAAGUCAAUGCUAAAUAAAAACUGUGAUUAAACAAUUUGUCAUUUUUAGACUUUUUUGCGAAUCGAACACACAUACAUACAUUUACACACACACAUAUACACUUGGGAAAAUCACACACAUGUAUUUACCUACAUAUAUUUUUUUGUUUUUAAAGUAUCAAUAUGCUUUAAAUGUAAAUGGCAAGCAAAAGUUGGAAAUUAUUACCAGAACUUUUCACAGUACAACAGUAUCAUAUAGUACAGCGGAGUCAAUAAAAAGCUCACUUAAUCCAUAUAUUUUCUAUGUGGAUACAUAAGCAGGAAAUGCAAACACACAGACAGACAUACAUAUAAUAAACUUACAAAAAAAUAAAAAUUAAAAGUGAAAACAAUAUGAAGAAACUUAGAAUAUUUUUGUAUAAAUACAUAAAUAAACCGUUAUUUUAGAAUUGCGCUUCAAAGCAA